AUGUUGCACCUGGCCAUCUUCUCCAUUCUCCUCAGAUGCUGUGAGUGCAGUGCCUCCCUGUCCCACUGGUACUAUGAGAAGGAGGGACGGCUCUUCUGCAAGAAGGAUUACUGGGCCAAGUUCGGAGAGCUGUGCCAUGGAUGCAAUGACCCCAUCACCACCGGACUGAUCAUGGUCGCAGGGGAACAGAAGUACCAUCCAGAAUGCUUCACCUGUCUGAACUGCAGAGCCUUCAUUGGAGACGGAGACACCUAUGCACUGGUGGAGAGGUCCAAACUAUACUGUGGCCUCUGUUACUACCGGACCAUCGUGACGCCGGUGUCCCUGCCAGACUCACCAUGCGCCAGGAUUCCCCACACGGUGACCCUGGUGUCCAUCCCAGCCUCCAAAGACGGGCGGAGAGGGAUCUCAGUCGCCAUCAACCAGCCUGUCAGCCCCAACGGCUACGGCCCCGAACGCACUGUCAGGGUAUCACAGGUGGACUCUGAGUUGAUCAGUCCAGAUGUGAAGAACUCCAUACAUGUCGGAGACCGGAUCCUGGAGAUCAACGGAACACCCAUCAGGAAUGUUCCUCUCGAUGAGAUUGACCUGCUCAUCCAGGAGACCAGUCGUCUGCUCCAGCUGACCAUAGAGCACGACCCCCACGACCAGGGGGGUUUAGAGGGUGAGACAGUGGGCGGACCCCUGACCACCCCCCUGUCUGACGGUCCAAGCCCCAUCCUCCCCAUCACUCAGCCCCCACACCCAGAUAUCAACAACCUGCGCUCACGCAUGAUCACGCGAAGCUACAGUAUUGAUAAGUCUCCGUGCUCCAGUAACGCAGCGUCCCCUCUCUCUCAGAGGAAGGACUUUAACCGCUCCGAGUCACUGCGGGUUGUCUCCAACAGUCGAAUGCACCGGAUCUUCCGGCCCUCAGACCUCAUCCAUGGAGAGGUGCUCGGAAAAGGCUGCUUUGGACAGGCCAUCAAGGUGACCCACAGAGAGACAGGGGAGGUGAUGGUGAUGAAGGAGUUGAUUCGUUUUGAUGACGAGACACAGAUGACAUUCCUAAAAGAGGUGAAGGUGAUGCGUUGUCUGGAGCACCCGAACGUGCUGAAGUUCAUCGGUGUCCUCUACAAAGAUAAGAGACUCAACUUCAUCGCAGAGUACAUCAAAGGAGGAACCCUGAGGGAGAUAAUCAAGAAAAUGGACACCAACUACCCAUGGAACCAGAGAGUGAGCUUUGCUAAAGACAUCGCUGCAGGAAUGUCAUAUCUGCAUUCCAUGAACAUAAUCCACCGCGACCUGAACUCAUACAACUGUCUUGUCAGAGAGAAUAACAGUGUGGUGGUGGCAGACUUUGGGCUGGCUCGGCUGAUGGUGGAAGACAAGAUCCAGGACAAGAGUCUCCUGCAGAAGAAACCUGACCGCAGGAAGAGAUACACUGUAGUGGGCAACCCCUACUGGAUGGCCCCGGAGAUGAUCCACGGGAAAAGCUAUGAUGAAAAGGUGGACAUCUUUUCCUUCGGGAUCAUGCUUUGUGAGAUCAUUGGUAGGGUGAAUGCAGACCCAGACUACUUGCCCAGGGCCCAUGACUUUGGGCUGAAUGUGACAGGCUUCUUAGAGCACUUCUGUCCUCCAGACUGUCCCCCAGCCUUCUUCCCUAUGGCUGCCCUCUGCUGUGACCUGGAUGCUGAGAAACGCCCCGCCUUCACCAAGUUGGAGGGGUGGCUGGAGAACCUGAAGAUGCACCUGGAGAUCCGCCUGCCGGUGGUGUCCGAGCUCGACACGCUACACAAAGCGUUCUGGGGAAACCACACCGCCCCCACCAUGGCUUGCACCGCCAUGCGGUCCGAGAACGGCCUGCCCCCACACCCCGAGACUCCGGAGUAGAAGGGAUCUGUAACAGAGUGGAAUGCUGCUGGUCUCAGCCCAUGAGAGUGGGCAGAGAGAGGGGGUUAUGGUGGUCAUUGAGGAGGGUAGUAGAGCCUCUGGCAAUGGAGUAGUUGCAUUGCAUUGUCCAGGGAGGGGUGAGGCAGGAGCUCUGUACAUACCUCCUCAUGCCACAGCAGUCAGUGGUCAUAUAGGCUAACAGUGGGCUGUUGAUAGGCUGUAUAGACUCAGGGGGAACCGAGGAAGGUAAAAGCCAGCCUUGCCUAAAGGCACUCACUCAUUCAACUCCAACCAAGAGAGACUCACUCAGACUACCAUUACCACUACCAUAGCUUCAGUCUCAUGAUUGCUGUACCUUAACUGAAUGUCAGGCUGGUAACUGCUAGCUAGCAGUAUCAGUCAAUCCCAGCUGUGAAAUCAUCCAUCUUAACACUCAUGUCAUCUUUAUCUUAUUGAGAUGGUGUUCAAGCAUUUUCAGAUCUCUUUCAGUCUCUUAAAAAAAAAAGAAGAUGCUUCAGCCUCAUUGGUAGGUGUCCCUCCUCCAGAGUAUUUGUACAAUAUCAUGUGUUUGAAAAGUAUUCCUCUGUGUGACUUUGGUUUGAUUUAAUUUGAUGAUAUCAAAACCACUUUUUGAAAUGCUAAAGGAAGGGGCCUUUUAUGUGGAUAAUACGAAACACAUAAGUUGAGAUACACAAUCCAGAUGUACAAUAUAAUCGAGCAAAGGCUUUUGAGCAUAAACAAAAAGCUUUUUAAACACUGCAUGACUGUAAAUAGCCCUGUCUGUGUCCAGUAAGCCUUGUCUGUUGUCUCCUCCUCUCCCCCUCUACUGGUGACAUGUGUGUCCCAAAUGGCAUCCUAUUCCCUUUAUAGUGCACUGCUUAAGACCAGUUCCUAAAGUGUAUUACCAAAGUAGUGCACUAUACGGUGCCAUUUGGGAUGCAUUCUGAAAGUGAUGCCCCUGGUAGUGUAGAACACAUGGUCCAUGAAUGACUGUUCCUUCUCUCACUGUGCAGCACUGACUUGACUUUGAGGUAAACUUCUUUCAUACCUUUCGUACAUUUUUCCAUUUCAUAUGAGUUUAUUACUCUCUUUUUCCUUCUCGUUCACGUCGAGGUGAAAUCUUAUGUAUUCAAACUCAACCCACCCAAUGUAUAUAGCCGGUGAUAAUAUCAUAUUGUAAAUGUUUUAAAUAUUCUAAAUGUACAGACAUAUUUUGUAUACUUAUAAUGUAUGCUACAUUGCCAUAUUUUUAUUGGGCUACCUGUUGAAAUGAAGGAGAAUAAGAAAAGUCAGGCAGUGGUAGCUGAUAUGGAGCAGAUAACUUUCGACAGGGAUGAUGACUUCCUGCCUCGGGUUGCCAUGGUGACAGACAGUGGUAGGGGGCUUUUAGGAAGUUAAUGCGAAGUAAGAGAGCAUCUUAGGGUCCUAGCUCACUCCUACCGACCAUCACUGUAAGUGUAAGCAUUCUCACAAGAUGUGUCCCAUUUACUCCCGUCGUCUCCUCUCUGCAUAUCAAGUUAUUUUGUUUACAUCAGCCUUUGAUCUGGUCUAGACUCCAGAGAGUGCCCUGACUAUGACCUUGGAUAUAACUACUCUGUGGGUAUCGCCUCAAUUGAAUGCAAUCAUAACAAGAGAAUCAACACAGUCACAAAAUUAAGGUUAUGUAGUUUGGCAUUAUAUGCCAAGCCACAUUUACCGUUUAUUGUUCUCAAAAGAAAUUGAGGAUAAUUUGUUAGUUGUUACUAUAGAGCUCUUUAGUCAUCCAUAGCAGGGUGGAUGUGUUGUGGAAGUUGGAGACAGCCAGACAGUCACAUCAUAGUGUCUCUCUGACCACAAGCCUCUCUCAGUCCUACAGUACAUGGAGACAAACUUAGUCACAAUACAAGUCUCCUCUACAUGGAACUCCCUAUGGGAGGCCCUCUGUUUACACACAAACUGCUAGCUGUAAAUAAUAUCUAUAUUGUAUGUCUGUCGUUAUGCAUCUCAUACUACACUCUCUUGAAAAUAAUCUCUUUCACUGUAUGUGAAUCUUUCUCUUGAACACAUUGUCACUCUCAUUCUCUCACGCGUGUUCUUUUUCCAUCAAACAUUUUCUCUAUUCCCUCUUUUCCUAUUUGAAGAUGAGCUGCAUGGUGUACUUGCUAUUGCGAUCACUUCUGCUGUAAAACCAAGCUAUUCUUUUCAUUUUAAAGCUAAAAUUGUGAUUGAAAGGAAAAAAAGGAAAGAAAGAAAGAGUCAGGAAAGAGUGUACAGACAGAGACAGGAAAGAGUGUACAGACAGAGACAG
Messenger RNA from Salvelinus namaycush (lake trout), 4159 nucleotides. RefSeq names its product LIM domain kinase 1-like. The coding region runs from base 1 to 1872 and encodes 623 amino acids. Gene Ontology annotation, biological process: actin cytoskeleton organization; positive regulation of stress fiber assembly; protein phosphorylation. Gene Ontology annotation, cellular component: cytoplasm; neuron projection; nucleus. Gene Ontology annotation, molecular function: protein binding; ATP binding; protein serine/threonine kinase activity. The record is from RefSeq and is a predicted model, not a curated record. The transcript has 15 exons. NCBI's taxonomy places the organism in Eukaryota, Metazoa, Chordata, Actinopteri, Salmoniformes, Salmonidae.